AUGCGCUCCAGAAUGCUCCCGGCAUCCGGCUCAGAAGCAACUCCAGCAUUGGCCAGGAACGCAAUGCCGUGGAUUUUUGUUUCGACUUUGGAGAUGGUUUCCUACAAAAGCAUCGCUCUCCUUUGGAAAUUGCUCUCCUCCCUGAGCAAGAAUGCCGUCUUGGUGCUAGUCCUCUAUUUCAUGUGGAAACUUCUGGGAGGUUUCCCUAUGUUGGCCAGCGCUUACUCCUGGCUGCGGAAAAACUGCAGACGUCCUUCGUUCUGCCCCGAAAUUUCACCAAAGCUCCUUUCUCUCGCAGAACGGGUAAGUCAGUCUCCUUGGCUGGCCCACCGAGCCUUUGCCCGGGGAGCUUGGAGCCAGGGCUGCUGCAACAAACAGCUGUGCAAGCCUUUGGGAUCAGAGAUGCAAGAGGGCAUCAGAGGAGAGAGGGAAGGGAAAGGAAGAGGGCUGAGGCCAGUGCUGCCCCUGACCACAAUUCAAGGCCAUGGCACCCUGCUUGAAAACCUCUGAUGUAGGUUAAUAAGUCUUUUGGGUCUGGGAGGGCUGUGAGAAGAAACAAAGACAGAGGCCUCCUGUUCCCUUGUUCCCUGCCAAGACAGACACCUCUCUCUGCUUGUGCUUCUUCCUUCGUUGCAGUUUUUUCGGAAGGUCACAGACUGGCGGAAGAAGAUCGAGGAAGGUAAGAAGUCUCCUUCCAGGCCCCCAGCUCCUUCGCCGCAGCUCCUUUCCUCGGGUGCAGACCUUUGAUAGGAUAAACUUUAUUUGCAUUAGCCAACGGCCAUAGCAACAUAAAACAAGCGAUAUAUACAAAUAAAAUAUAUACAAAUAAAAAAGACAGCAAUGGGUAAAAAGGGCAAUCAAAUGACCAAGAUUAUCGUUCAGAUAGUGGCCCUUAAUCUCAUUGCACCCUCGAUGAACCUAGCAACCUUUGCUGUUGUCUGAUCAUUUUGAUCUGAUAAAAGAAAGACCAAUGUGGCCUCAGAUGGGCGGCCUGGGAUGGUGAGUAAGAGUGGGGUGAUGAUCUCAUUCCUCAGAUCUUCAUAAAGGGGGCAGGACAGGAGAAUAUGAGCCGCUGUUUCCAGAUUGCCAUCUCCACAGGGGCAGAGUCGUUUCUCAGUUGGAAUCUUUUGGUAUCUGCCCUCAAGUACGGCAGAGGGCAUCACAUCCAGUCUGGCCAGUGUGAAGAAGGCACAUCUGUAUUUUGGGAUAGUUAAUUUAUACAAAUAUGGUGCCAGGGAAUCAAACUAAGAAGGGGGGGAAAGGCAUACCAAGGACAGAAUUUCUUUAUAAUGGCCAGAUUGUUCUGUUGCUCUAAGUCCUUCAGACGCUGUCCAAUUAGCCUUUUUGCUUUAAUAAGGCCCCUCAUGAGAAGCUGAUGUGGGUGGAGUCCGCAGGAGAUGAAUUUUUGGUGCACAAUUUUGGACCACACACUUUUAUGGGGGUCUUGUGUCACUAAGGGCAGUAGACCGGGUGGAUUUAGAUUUAGACGGAGCCAAUAAUUAAGAGUUCUUUGCCAGGACUGAGCUUCUACAGAGGGAAGACUUGCCUCCAGUCGUAAUUCUGCAUUUGGGACAUUGCCAAGCUGGUCAUGGGAAGAAGGGAGAAUUUCGAUUCCGUUUGCAUUCCCAGGCGAUCCUGCCUCAUUCACCCUUGGCAAGAAGCGGCGGGAGAAGGAAAGCCCAGCCUCUCUUUGAGAUUUGCGCUUCUCCCAUUUUCUUUGGGAUAAAAAUUCUAUCCAGCAAAAUCACAUACAAAUGUGCAUACCGGAAGAAAUUCACACUUGAAAUACAGGCUUUUCCAUGGUGACUCGCCUGGUGCCCUUGUCACAUAUGCUUAGGCACCAGGCAAAAACAUUCCUCUUUUAAUCAGGCCUUUGGGGCUUUUAACUAUCCAUGGCCUUUUUGCCUGGAUAGGGGGCUUUAAUUUUUAUUUUUUUGGCAGGGGUGGCUUAAAAUAUUGUAAUUCCUGGUAAUUUUUGCCAUUUCAUCGUAGUCCAUCAGAAACCAGGUAGAGAGGGACUUCACGUCCCAAGGUCAUAUCCAGCCAUAUCCUAUGGAUCUCUAACAGGAAGUUGCCACCUGUUUCUUUGCUUUGCUGUGAACUCUCUUGAUUACUUAUUAAAGUUCGAAAGAAAGAAGAUAAAUUCACCAUGACAAAACUGCAGAAGGGCGCCAUUAACUGGGAGCAGGAGCCCCAGGGUGGCGUAACGGUUAGAGUUUUGGGCUUUGACCUGGGAGAGCAGGGUUUGAAUCCCCACUCAGCCACAAAACUCACUGGGUGACCUUGGGCCAGUCACUAUUUCUUAGCUUAACCUACCUCCAGAGCUGGGCGAUAUAUCAAUGUAUCAUCCAAAACCAUUUUGAGGUCCAUAUCAUGAUAUUGUUUUUUGACCUAGCAAUAUAUUGCGAACCAUGAUGUGUGUGUGUGUGUGUGUGUUUGCUAUGCAAAAAGGACAAUGUGGGGGAAGCCAUGAAGCGAACGAUUGCUGCUCUCAAUUCCUACAGCCUGUUAACUCUGCUGCCUCAGCACGAUGCAAGGAAAACCGUGAAGCCGUCCUUAUUUCAGAUAUAGUGAUAAAUCAGAAUAUCACUGAUUUUUAGCUUGUCAUCUAUCACAAUGUUGAUCUAUCACACCGGGUGGUGCUGUGGUCUAAACCACCGAGCCUCUUGGGCUUGCCGAUCAGAAGAUUGCGGUUCGAAUCCCUGCAACAGAGUGAGCUCCCGUUGCUCUGUCCCAGCUCCUGCCAACCUAGCAGUUCAAAAGCACACCAGUGCGAGUAGAUAAGUAGGUACCACUGUGGCGGGAAGGUAAACGGCAUUUCUGUGUGCUCUGGCUUCUGUCACGGUGUUCCAUUGCUGCAGAAGCAGUUUAGUCCUGCUGGCCACAUGACCCGGAAAGCAGCUUGUGGAUAAAUGCUGGCUCCCUCGGCCUGAAAGCGAGAUGAGUGCCGCAACCCCAUAGUCACCUUUGACUGGGCUUAAUCAUCCAGGGGUCCUUUACCUAUCACAAUGUUGGGAACCGGAUAUCCCCCAGCCUUACCUACCUCAGCGGGUUGUGGCGAGGAUGAAAUGGGGAGAAGGAGAAUCAUGAACAUCACCUUGAGAUCCUUGGAAGAUAACGGUGGUCUAGAAAUCUAAUAAAGCCUUUUCUUCCCAUCGCAGGUAUCAAGCACAAGGUGUUUUGCAGGCUACCAGACGGCAUCGCCCAGAGGGCUCCUGGGAGCUCUGUCCGCCAACUGCUGUGUGAUGACGUGGCCUGCAAGGUGUGUGAGCAAGCAGCUCAGGAGGCCUCGCAGCUGAUGAGCGGCAGCAGAGCAGGCGGCUACAAUUUCCCCAGCAUCCGGGCCCCGCUCUCCCAUGGGCCUUGUGUGGGGCGCCCGCUCCAGCUUGACACACCUGAUUCCUUCCCACAGAGUGCCAGCGCUCCUGACCCCAUCUCUAGAGAUCUUCCCGUCACCCCGACAAGACCGGCCUCGUGCGGCAGGCCUCUACGUCCCUCCAACUUCCCAGCGGACAAUAGGGAGCAAACCUUCUCCAUCGCAGAGCGUGUUUCCGAGGGCUCAAGGGGAAGCAGCCACCGUUCUGGCGGCCUAAUCGGACAGGAGGAAGAAGUCCUCUUCUCGUCCACUACGCAAGAGAUGUCACAGAUGAGCAGGACGGCGUCUGCUUCCGACCUGUCCGAGUUGUCUUUCAGCAGCUUGGAGGGCGGCAAAUCUUGCAGGUGUGGCCAGGUUCCCCGUAAACCGCGCAAGCGCCGUAGGGACUCCGGCUGGGUCAAGAGCUCUGCGGAAUCCCAGAUGAGCGGCAGAGACACAGAGAGUUUCUUUCUCCGGAUGAGAAUGUACUCGCAGAGCUCGCCCAGUGAGGCCAGCCAUGGCCGGGGACGCAAGACGACGUCACCUCAAGAGGGAAGGAGUGAAACCCCCCGUAGCACGAGGGACCCAUCUUCCAGCAGGGCCCAGGCGUUCGUGUUUACAGCAGCUGACAUCUCCUUUCUGGACCAGGCCAUGGUAGCAAGCUUGGAAUCGCACCUGCUGGGGAAGAGGGUGCAACACCUUCUGGGGCUGCCCUCAGCCCUCCUCAGGUCCCUCCAAGGCUUUGUGCCCUCUGCUCCGCGUCCUGUGCCCCAGCGGGGCCCUGUGGGUGUUACUGUGGUGACGGGUCCUCAAGCCCUCUCCUUUGUGGCUGAGAGAGCAAAGAAGAGGCUGGAGCACCACCUGAAGAAAAUGGUCCAGAUGAAGCAUUGGCAGCUGCCCCAGAGGGUGCAGGAGGCCCUUAGGCAAAUGAAGCCACCUUCACAGCCUAGAGAGACGCCUACAUUCCCUCAGAAGAAGACGCCAAGCUCCUCCAAGAAGCUUGCAAAGGAGAGCUGCUCGGCACUGAGCUGUGCCCGGAAGCAGCAGGUGUUGCAGAGGAAUUUGGCCAAGAGAGCCCUUGAGACGCAGCUGGGUGUGUCCGCUCCUAAAAUCCAGCAGUUUCGGAAAGCCUCCCCUCAAGCCCCGAAGCCUGCGCUCCCCAAAGUCAUCCCACCCGGGUUGAGACCUCCAGAGCCGAGAUCCCAGCAGAUCCAUUUUCUGGACCUGCAAGCUCUCAGUCACAUCCAGCUCAACAUUACCCACAAGAAGUUGACCUAUCGCUUGGGGCUGCCCUCGCUGUACCAUAGGUCCCUUGCCCAGCUGUUCCCGGGUGCCGUGUUUCAAGCGCCCACCUUCCCUUUGCCCAGAAGAUCUGCAGCGUUCGGCUUCACCUCUACACACAUUCGGUUCCUCUGUCCGAAGGCCCGAGAGGAGCUGGAGUGGCAUGUCAGAAAGAAGACUCUGCAACACGCCUGGGGGAUCCCGGGGCUCGUUCAAAGGUCCCUCCGGAUCCUCCUAUCAACCUGCCAUCAGGUUCGCCCCAGGAACGCCAGGGCUGGUGAGGUGUCCAUUUCCAUACCCGAGCUCUCCUUCCUCAGCAGGGCCACCCAGAGGGAGCUGGAGAAGAAUGUGCAGAAAAGGAUUGUCAACCAGCGUUGGAGGCUGCCCCAGAGGGUCCUUGACUCCAUGAAGCUCCUCUACCCACAGGGUCAGCUUGGCAACAUAACGGGCUCCAAGCCGAGCUCCUCCAAGAAGCUUGCAAAGGAGAGUUGCUCGGCGCUGAGCUGUGCCCGGAAGCAGCAGGCGUUGCAGAAGAAUUUGGCCAAGAGAGCCCUUGAGACGCAGCUGGGUGUGUCCGCUCCUAAAAUCCAGCAGUUUCGGAAAGCCUCCCCUCAAGCCCCGAAGCCUGCGCUCCCCAAAGUCAUCCCACCCAGGUUGAGACCUCCAGAGCCGAGAUCCCAGCAGAUCCAUUUUCUGGACCUGCAAGCUCUCAGUCACAUCCAGCUCAACAUUACCCACAAGAAGUUGACCUAUCGCUUGGGGCUGCCCUCGCUGUACCAUAGGUCCCUUGCCCAGCUGUUCCCGGGUGCCGUGUUUCAAGCGCCCACCUUCCCUUUGCCCAGAAGAUCUGCAGCGUUCGGCUUCACCUCUACACACAUUCGGUUCCUCUGUCCGAAGGCCCGAGAGGAGCUGGAGUGGCAUGUCAGAAAGAAGACUCUGCAACACGCCUGGGGGAUCCCGGGGCUCGUUCAAAGGUCCCUCCGGAUCCUCCUAUCAACCUGCCAUCAGGUUCGCCCCAGGAACGCCAGGGCUGGUGAGGUGUCCAUUUCCAUACCCGAGCUCUCCUUCCUCAGCAGGGCCACCCAGAGAGAGCUGGAGAAGAAUGUGCAGAAAAGGAUUGUCAACCAGCGUUGGAGGCUGCCCCAGAGGGUCCUUGACUCCAUGAAGCUCCUCUACCCACAGGGUCAGCUUGGCAACAUAACGGGCCCCAAGCCCUAUGCUGUCGGUCGGCAGAGAAGGCAGAAGGCCCAGAGGAUGGUUGCUCCAGCCCCACCGCUGCUCCUGCCCACUCAGCUGGCCAAGACUCAAGUGGUCCUGCAGCCCCACCUUGCAAAGAAGAGCCUGGAGAUGAACUUGGAGGUCUUCCCUGCUGCCGUCAGAGUCUCCUGGAGAUACAGGCUCCUCGUUCUGAGGAGGCCUCUCCCCAAGGUGAUCCGCCCGGGCCACAAGCCGUUGCUGCCGCGCAGACCCUUGCCUCUCUCGGUGUUCGCAGAGCAGGUGAGCCGGAUCGAAGUGGCAGUGAAAUGCAACCACCUGGCAUCCUUGUGGGGGCUGGGCACCCGCUAUGCGGAGACGCUUAGGGCAAUGAGGUCCCCUGGACCUUCCAGGCGGAGGAGGACAGCCUUCACCUUCAGCGGAGUGCAAGUGACGAUCCUUCCACGAACGGAAGCAGCAGCUCUGGAGCGUCACGUCAGCAGGAAGAGGCUCCAGCAUGAGUGGGGCUUCCCAGUCCUUGUCCAGAGGUCGCUCAGGUACCUCGUUUGUGAGCCGCCCCCUCUGCUUCCCCUGAGGCAGCCGGGGGUCUCUGCCCGUGUCCUGGUGCAGGACUUGUGCCUUCCGCAGAGCUUCCGCAACCGCCUCGAAUUGCAUGUGCAGAAGAUGAAGCUGCAACGCCUUUGGGGGCUGCCGAGGAGGGUGGUGGAGUCUCUGAGGUCGCUCUUUCCGGAGCUCAAGGCUGCUGCCCACCGGCAGAAAUCACCUGCUGAACGGGGGGCGAAAAGCACGCUCAGGAAAGUUGGGCCUGAAAGCCUCCCUGUCACCCCCGUCGUGGGCACCCUCUGCGCCGUCUGCCGUAAAAGGAAAGCGGACGCAGGGUCCCGGGGGUUCCCCAGUGUGGGACGCCAGAACCUGGAGAAGAUCAGGGUCCACUCGGCCAAGAAGUCCAUGGAGGUGCAUUGGGAGAUUUUCCCGGCCGUUGCUGUGAGCUCUUGGAGACGGGUGGUUUUGACGUCCAGGCAGCCUCUGCCCAAGCGGAUUCUCCGUGGCGUCAAGCCCUUGCAGCCCCGGAAGCUCGUCCUGACCUUUGUGCUGGCCGAGGACUUCAAGAAGAUUGAGGUGUCUGUGCAGUGUAAACACCUGAGCUCCCUCUGGGGGCUAGGCCAGCGGUACGUGGAGGCCCUGAGCGCAAUGGCCCCUGCGCCACACCCACAACCUCCCAGGUCCAGGAAGGCUUCUCUCGGGUUCUCCCCGGCCCAGACUCUGUUUCUCCUGCAAGAGGACCGGGAGUCCUUGGAGCGGCACGUGAGAAAGAAGAAGCUCCAGCACGAGUGGGGCUUCCCCGUCUCUGUCCAGAGCUCUCUCAGGGCUUUCAUGCAAGGUCCCCCCCUGCCAGGACAGGUGCCGCUUCCAGGGGCUUCCCGCAGAACCAAGAUCUGGGUGCAGACGCUGCACAGGGAGCUCUUGUUUCUUCCUCGCAGCACCCGCGUGCGCCUGGAGCACCACGUCCAGCGGCUGAAGCUCCAGAGGCAGUGGGCGUUGCCCAGGAGGAUCCUCGAAUCGAUGCAGUUGCUGUUCCCGGGGGAGAAGAUGCUGCCAGCAGGAAGCACUUCGCGGGAGUCCAGCUUUGGGGCUUGUGCCAAACCGUGGACAGCUGGUGCCAAGGGUGCUGAGCCGGUCAGGGAGAAGGGCAGAAGGAUGGUGGGUGCGGCCGCGCAUUCCGCCAAGCUGUGUCUCCCACUGGAGGGCAUGUCUCUGGAGAAGCUGCAGCUUCACGUGACUAAGAAGAGUUUGGAGGUGCACCUAGGAGCCUUCCCUGCUGUGCCCAGACACUCUAGGCAAAGGGCAUCGCUGUCCCUCAGCCAGACUCUCCCCAGGCUGAUCCGUCCCGGCUUGGCGACCUUGAGACCCCGUAGCUCUUGCCUCUUGUUCAGUGUAGAUCAAAUGGGUCAGAUUGAACUGGCCGUCCACCACAACUACUUGGCCUCCCUGUGGGGGCUGGGGACACGCUACGUGGAGGCGGUGGCUGCGAUGGCCCCCCGGCCGCCCUUCCGAACUCCGGCCAGGCGCAGAGGGGCCGCCUUCGAGUUUUUGGCAGUGGAGACGCUGUUCUUCCAGAGGUUGUCCAGAGAGGAAUUGGAGCUGCACGUCAGGAAGAAAAGGAUGCAGCACAUGUGGGAGUUUCCUGCCCUCGUGCAGAGGUCGCUCUGGGGCUUUAUGCAGGGACCACCCAGGCUGCCCGGCCUUCCCAAGACCAGCAUUCCGAUCUGCGUGCUGCAUCAAGAGCUGCUUUUCCUUCCUCGGCGCAUGUGCCGCCUCCUGGAAUUUCACAUUCAGAGGAGGAAGCUGCAGCGGAGGUGGGGUUUGCCACGGAAGGUCCUGGACUCCCUGCAGCAAUUUCUCCCCACUCCUCCCCCAGGAAGGGCUCCGCUUCCUCAGAGUGGCAAGGAAAAGAAAUUGACGAAGGCCACGGGAUCCCGGGCGGCUGAUGCGAGGCUGAGGAAGACCUCCAAUGUUCCCCCAGUGAAGAAUCAAUGCUUGGAGAGCUCCACCAAAGCUACUCUGGAUACCCAUCUCAAGAAGAAGGCUCUGGAGAGCAAAUUCCAGUUGAUGAAGGCACCUGCCGGCCCCAUCAGACGAGCCCCUCUCCCUAAACCUCCUUCCCUCCCCUCUGGGGUGAGACCCAGAAGGCCCCUCCUGCUUUUUGUCGAGCAAGAGGCUCUGUUGAAGAUCCAGCUGAACAUCAAGCAGAAGCAUCUCACGUGUCUUUGGGGCCUACCUGGUUUGCAAAUCAAAUCCUUGACCAAGAUGUACGGGAAAGUUCCUGGGCAGCCACUGCCAGGAAAGGUCGCCACAGUCGGAAGCUCGGCAAAGGCCCUGGGGAGAGAAACACCCAAGGGCCCUGCAGCAGCAGGCCUUAAAGCCUGGAAGUGGGGGGCACCUUUCCUCACACAGGACUCCUCAAAUCUUCUGGAGAUGCACGUUCUGCGGAAGAAGCUGCAGCACACAUGGGGCCUGCCAGCCACAAUUCAGAAAUCCCUCUCUGCAUUUCCCCGGCCCCCCUCUAAACUGCAAAGGUCUCCAACCCGUGCAGUAAAAGUGAGGGUCGUGACAGCCCAGCGCCUGGUCUUCCUGGAUCCCGUCACAGCGGGGAGCCUGGAGGCCCACUUGAAGCACCGGAUUGCGGCACACCGAUGGGGCCUUCCCAAACUGGUCCAGGAGUCGGUCAAGGUGUUCCUGCCUCCUGGGUCUGCUCCCCGAGCUGAUCAGGCACAAACCCCACUAUGUACCUGCAGCAAAGUCCUCCAAACCUCUCUGGGCACUCGUGGCCAGCGCCUCCGGGCAGCUACAUCGCCUUCCCAAGCUGACCAGAUGCAAAUCCCACUAUGCACCUGCAGCAAAGACCUCCAAACCUCUCUGGGCACUCGUGGCCAGCGCCUCCGGGCAGCUACAUCGCCUUCCCAAGCUGACCAGACGCAAAUCCCACUAUGCACCUGCAGCAAAGACCUCCAAACCCCUCUGGGCACUCGUGGCCAGCGCCUCCAGGCAGCUGCAUCGCCUUCCCAAGCUGACCAAAUUCCACUAUACACCUGCAGCAAAGACCUCCAAAUGCCACUGGGCACAGGUGGCCAGGGCCUCCAGGCAGCUGGAGGAGAAGCCCAGAGCCCGCUGGAGAAGCAGGUGGAAAGUGAACGGCAGCAACUACCCAGAACAGGAGGGCAACCUUCCGAGCUAUCUCCAGGAGGGAGGCACCUGGAAACCUCACGGCAUGGAAGAGAGACUCCAAAGAGAGAAUUAGACCUGUUGCCAGUGGUAACAACAUGCCUUACAGAUGAGGCCAGGGAAUAUCUUGAAUUCCAUGUAAAGCGCAAGAGGGUCCAGCAUGACUGGAGCCUGCCGUCCGCUGUGCAGAAAUCCCUACGGGCCUUUGCCCCACCUCCCCCUGAGCUGCAAGGGCCCUCAAAGGCUAGAGCAGUAGUACUCGUCAGCCCUGAGAAAUCGGGGGGCCAAGGGAAAGGGGGCGCAGCUGCCCACCCACUACAGUCUGUGACGAAGGCGAUGAUUCCUCGACGGAUCCUGCGUUUUCUGUGUCCAAAUGUAAAGGAUUGCCUGGAAACCCACAUGAAGAGGUGGGCCACAGAGCACAGGUGGGGGCUGCCCCAGAUGGUUCGGCGUUCAGUGAGGGCGGCUCUUCCUGCUCAACAGAAGUCCAGUGCGGGAGAAAAAAAGCACCCCGUGCGACUCUCAAAACGUCACCACGACUCGCCCCAGCGGCACGAAGUCCAUUCCCAUUCUGAGACAGAAGAGUCUAAAGGGGUUCUCCAUGCUGGAGAAAGCAAGCGUCCUGUACAACUCUCAAAAUAUCACCGUGACUCCCCCCGGCAGCAGGAAAUCCAUUCCCAUUCUGAGGGAGAAGAGUCACCAGGGCUUCUCCAUGCUGGAGAAAGGAGGUCUCCUGUACAAGUCUCCAAACAUCAUCGCGACUCCUAUCAGCAGUGUGGAAUCCAUUCCCAUUCUGAGGGAGAAGAGUCGAUGGGGCUUCUCCAUGGUGGAGAAAGGAGGUCUCCUGUACAAGUCUCCAAACACCAUCGCGACUCCUCCCAGCAGUGUGGAAUCCAUUCCCAUUCUGAGGGAGAAGAGUCGAUGGGGCUUCUCCAUGGUGGAGAAAGGAGGUCUCCUGUACAAGUCUCCAAACACCAUCGCGACUCCUCUCAGCAGUGUGGAAUCCAUUCCCAUUCUGAGGAUGAAGAGUUGAUGGGGCUUCUCCAUGCUGGAGAAAGGAGAUCUCCUGUACAAGUCUCCAAACACCAUCGCGUCUCGUCGCAGCGGCAAGAAAUCCAUUCCUAUUCUGAGGGCAAAGAGUCCCUGGCGCUGCAGCCGUCCAAAAAAGCAUCCCCUCAAAAGCCAAAGGGUCAUCAGAGGAAACAACGGCCGGCCAGAAACAUGGGCACAACUGUCGAGAUAUCGCCCACGCUGCAGCCACCUUUCCUCACGGACGAGGCCUUGCAGCUGCUUGAGUUCCACAUCAUACACAAGAGAAUCCAACAUGCGUGGGCCGCUCCGUCUGUUUUGCAGAAGUCCCUCGAUGCCCUGGCCCCGUUUGCCCUCCACUGGGGAGAGGACGCCCCCAAGACGCAUCGUUGGGAUGGAGAAGAAGUGAGGGUCAUCACCAACGACCUCUCGUUCCUUAAGCCAGACACCAAAGAGCGCCUGGAGGCCCACAUUACGACCUUGACCACCAGACACAGGUGGGAGAUCCCGAAACGCGUUCAGCAAUCCCUGAAGACCUUUCUGGCCUCCAGGCCCCCCUCCCGAUCUGAAGUGGGUCUCUUGCCUUGCCAGUGCAAAUCCUGGCAGGCGGCCAGAGACGAUUAUCAGACGAGUGACGACGACAACAAAGGCUCUCCUCAAGGAACAGAGGGCAGGAGGAGGGCAACCAAGAAGCAAAAGGUCCUCUCGCAAGGCCAGCAGGGAACAGCGACACGUGUGGGGCAUGAAGCGAGUGUUUUCUUAUUUCCCGGGGUGAGGCUGCCGUUCCUCCACCACGAGGCCCAGAAUGUUCUGGAACUCCACAUCCAACGCAAGAAGCUCCAGCAUGCCUGGGGCCUGCCCUCCGCUGUGCUCAGGUCCCUGCAGGCAUUCUCCCCUCCUCCCCUUGAGUCGCACAAGAAAAGGCCACCAAGAAAGAUUGUGGCCCGUCAGAUUCCAUGGGAGGAAGGAGACAUGCAGAGUGUUAGUCGGAGCCUCUCCUUCCUCAGCCCAGAAAGGAAGGAGCAUCUGAACGGCCACCUGAGGCGUAUGAUUGAGAAACGCAGGUGGGGCCUUCCGGAACGCGUCCAGCAGUCGCUGAGGGCCUUCAUGACUUCCAGGCCUGCUUCCCAACCUGAACUGGGUUGGUCACGGCAGCCCUCGCCUCCUCCCUCAAAAUCCCCCCAGGAUGCGGCUGAUUCAGAGACUGAAGGCGACAACCAGUUGGCUUCUGGGACAGAAGGAGACAAUGAAGACGACUCCAGCAGAGAGGCAACGCAGAAGCUCCACCACAAGAGAGAAGCAGCAGCUUCAGCUGCCCGUGUUGAUGUGUCAACUUUCUUCUUUCCUGAGGUGGCAUCUCCUUUCCUGCCACAAAAGGCCCAGAAUGCUCUGGAGUUCCACAUCCAACGCAAGAGACUCCAGCAUGCCUGGGGUCUGCCCUCCGCCGUGCUCAGGUCCCUGCAGGCAUUCGCCCCUCUUCCCCUUGAGUCGCACAAGAAAAGGCCACCAAGAAAGAUUGUGGCUGGUCGGAUUCCAUGGGAGGAAGGAGACAUGCAGAGUGUUAGUCGGAGCCUCUCCUUCCUCAGCCCAGAAAGGAAGGAGCAUCUGAACGGCCACCUGAGGCGUAUGAUUGAGAAACGCAGGUGGGGCCUUCCAGAACGCGUCCAGCAGUCGCUGAGGGCCUUCAUGACUUCCAGGCCUGCUUCCCAACCUGAACUGGGUCGGCCACGGCAGCCCUUGCCUCCUCCCUCAAAAUCCCCCCAGGAUGUGGCUGAUUCAGAGACUGAAGGUGACAACCAGUUGGCUUCUGGGACAGAAGGAGACAAUGAAGACGACUCCAGCAGAGAGGCAACGCAGAAGCUCAGGGGAAAACUCUACCAUAAGAGAGAAGCAGCAGCUACAGCUGCCCAUGUUGAUGUGUCAACUUUCUUCUUUCCUGAGGUGACGUCUCCUUUCCUGCCGCACGAGGCCCAGAAUGCUCUGGAGUUCCACAUCCAACGCAAGAGACUCCAGCAUGCCUGGGGCCUGCCCUCCACUGUGCUGAAGUCCCUGCAGGCAUUCGCCCCUCUUCCCCUUGAGUCGCACAAGAAAAGGCCACCAAGAAAGAGCGUAGUCCAUCCGUUUCCUUGGGAUGAGGGAAACGUCAAAAUUAUGACUCGGGGGCUCGUGUUCAUUGACUCGGUGGUGAAGGAGCAUCUGGAAGCGCAUGUGAGGAGUCUGACUGCAGGACACAGGUGGGACCUCCAAAAACACGCUCAGGAAGCCGUGAGAGCGUUUCGGCUUCCCAGGCCCCCUUCUGUUCUAGAAAUGGGGCCGGAAACUCACCCCCGUGACUAUCAAGAGGCCUUUCGUAUCCGCUCCCCAUUUGAGCUGGCAAGCUCUGUGCAGAAACGCCAGGACAGGCAGAACGUGUCAGGUGAGCUGGAGGAGGAAACGCUGUUGGCAGCGGCCCUGUCUGCCACUUCUGCGACAAGCAUAAGCUGUGAGAGAGAGCUGCCUUUCCUUGCUGGCCAUCUCCAGGACUUUCUGGAGUUCCACAUUCAACGCAAGAAGAUCCAGCAUGACUGGGGCCUCCCAGCCACCGUCCAGAGGUCGCUGCGUGCAUUUGCUCCAGUUCCCCGGGGACUACAGGAGAGUCCUUUGACUGGCACAGGAGCGAGAAUCGCUGCAGCAAGAGCAAAGGGCGUUGCCGCAGGAACAAGAGCAGGCACCAAGAAAGGACGCAAAGGCAAGGAGGUCCAAGUUGGUGCCAAACAGCUGCAUUUCUUGCAUGUAGGCACAAAGGAACAUCUGGAGAAGCACAUCCGGGGCCUGAAAGUGGAGCACCGAUGGCACAUUCCCAAAGUGGUCCAGGAGUCGGCGAGGGCGUUUAUUUUUCAUGCUCAUGGAUCAGAGGAGGAGGAACAGCCGUCCACGUAUGAGCAGACCCUCGACACAUCAGACACCCCAUUUAAGACGGAAACGGAACAAGAAUCCAGCUCAAGUUGGGAAGAUCCACGCAUCUACCACGCAGAGCUUUUUCCUGAAAUAGGGCAAGACAGUGGAGAGGCGUCGUGGGUGGAAACAGAAGAGCCGUCCCUCUGCCUCUGCGGGAAAACGCGGAACCACACAGCUGCCCAGGAGGCAAGGGGUGGCUGGGAGGCCCCGAGAGGAGCUCCCCGCAGGAGCCGAUUGCAGGAGAAACCUUUGCAGGGAUCUUGGUUGAAGAAGCCCAGGCAAGUGCAGCGCUCAAGGAUUCCUGACAGGAUGCAGGAUCCUGGGGUCCCCCCUCUCUCACAGCCCACUCGCAGACCCCCAAAGUACGUACACAAUGCCAGCCGUCGGCCGGAGAGGAAUCCCAGCUCCCAGAGGGUGAGAUAUACCUGCGGAAGAAUCACUCACCUGGCAGCACGCUCUUCAAAUACAUCCCUUGGGAAGAGGAAGAAGAAGAUGACGACGAGGGUUCCAUGGCAACCGGAGGGUAGCUUUGAAGGGAUGGCAGAUGACAGCCACCUUCCACCUGGGCAGCUUCCGCUGUUGCCAAAGGGUUCUGAAGCUGGCUGGGAGCACAGGAAGGUUUGCAAGCUACCCAACUGCUCUUCUCCGUCCCAUUUUUCGAGGAAGGCCACUGCUGCCAUCUCCUCCUCCUCACAGCUGGCAGCAGAGCAGAAAUGGUGGCAGCAGGAGCAAGAGGAAGGUGCAGAAAAUGGCAAAGAGGGAGGCUCCUCUUCUCUGCUCUCAGAGGAUAUUGAGCAGGUUCCUGGUCCAUCCUCUGGAGAAAGCAUCAGGGAUGCUUUUCAGCCAGAGCAAGAAGCCACUGAGGCAGACCUUAGGCCUCUGCAGCGGACAGAGAGUGCACAGCAAGCUAGCCUUUUUGCCCCCCAACAGGCCUUCCUGGAGCAGGCGUACGCCGUCGAACCCCAGUCGUCCUAUGAGGAGGUAGUGGCCAGAACCUACGGGAUGGCCGGCAGCAUUCGCCAGGUGAAGUCAAGGAGCGGCCUGCGGAUGGGAGGAAGGAAGGUGGGCUGGGGCAGGGAGAAGAGGAUGGACUCACCCAGCCAGACCAUGAGAGAUGCCGACUGGGCCACCGACACAGGGCGCCAGGCAUCUUCUGCCACCAAGGAGCUGGGAAGAUGGUCCUCAGAGUCCCUGUGCCAGGAAUGCCUCAGCCUGAAAUCUCCUUCCUGGAAGGAAGGGAGCGAGGAGGACUCUGUGGGGUCCCCGCUCCAUGAAGGAGCCCGAGGCCUGGAGGAGGCCUCGAGCGACAGCCCCAAAGACUCCGAGUGGCAAGCGCUCCCUGCGUCUCCAAAGGAAGGCUUCCUGGGCGCAGAGGGAGGGUUCCAGAGGCACUCGGCCCCGGACAACGAAGCGGCGGUGGAAGGACAGGAGGAGCAGGGCACCUCCUCGGGCUCCGAGAAGCAACGCCCCGUGUCGGUGGGGAGCAUGUCGCAGUUCAGCACCGAGUGGGAGUGGGAGCAGGUCGGGGACUGGGACAGCAAGGAGGAAGGGUUCGCAAGAAGCGACUGGAUGGUAAAAGAGGAGGAGGAGGAGGAAGGAGGAGGCAGCAGUGGCGGCAAAGCAACGGGGAGCCGCAGGCAUGAAAAUUCCCCAAAAAACAGCCAUUCCCUGGUGUCCCUGAAGAAGGCGAAACCUUCCCAAACGGCCUUGCUUUGGGAAGCAAGAUUCGUCCUGAGUAAUAUGGCAACGGAAUCAGCUUCUGGGUCACAGCAGGCAGUAGCAAAAGAGGUUACAGAAGGGAGGGUGCCCCUUGGUCAAACCGCUUCACCCGCCGCCAGCCAGGGAUCUGGGGAGCGAAGCCGCUACUCGCAGUUCGUAGGCACGGCACCUUCUGAUGAGAAAGUGACCCUCCUUAGUAAGAUCUUGGAGAGAAAACUGUCCUUGGAUCAAGGGCUGCGGGUCCUCAGACAUGGUGGCGAGAGGCGAAGCAAGCGGGAGAAUUCUGGGUUUUAAACGGGAAGAUUGCAUAUUGUAAUAUUCUCCAAUAAAUGCCUAGCUCAUUA
Podarcis lilfordi (Lilford's wall lizard) is the source of this 15603-nucleotide messenger RNA. Lineage: Eukaryota; Metazoa; Chordata; Lepidosauria; Squamata; Lacertidae. The record is from the annotation of a GenBank genome assembly.